Messenger RNA from Thermochaetoides thermophila DSM 1495, 1137 nucleotides. Its product is annotated as putative chromatin binding protein. The transcript has 2 exons. The coding region runs from base 1 to 1137 and encodes 378 amino acids. NCBI's taxonomy places the organism in Eukaryota, Fungi, Ascomycota, Sordariomycetes, Sordariales, Chaetomiaceae. The record is from RefSeq and is a predicted model, not a curated record.
AUGCCGCUCAUCGUUGUUACCGGCCUGCCUUCCUCGGGCAAGACCACGCGCGCCCGCCAACUAUACGCCUAUCUCGAGGAGCGCAUUGCAUCUCAGCCGAAGUCUCAAAUGCCCUCGCAGCCUCAACCACAACAUCCCCCUCAGUCGCAACCUCCAUCCCAGUCCCAAACCUCGCCGAUCCCUCCCCCCCUCUCAUCAACCCCUCAAUACCGCCUCCACUACAUCUCUGACGCGACUCUCUCCAUCUCGCGCUCCGUGUAUGACCUCUCCCCUGAGAAACUCCCUGCCCACGUGCGCUCGGCCAAUGCGUCGGAAAAGGACGCGCGCGCGGCGCUUUACGCGGCAGUCAAGCGCGUGCUGGGGCCGAAGGAUAUUGUGAUAUUGGACAGUCUGAAUUACAUCAAGGGGUGGCGGUAUCAGUUGUAUUGCGAGGCGAAGAAUGCGCGGACGCCGUCGUGUGUAUUACAGGUGGGAGGAGGGGUGGAAAAGGCUAGGGAGGUGAAUGAAAGGCGGUUGGAGAGGAGGGAAAGGAAGUUGAAGGAGCAAGGAGAGAAGAAGGAGGGAGAGGAGAAGAAGGAAGCGGCCGAGAGUGAUGAGGAGCCAUAUGAACGGUCUAAUUGGGAGAAUUUGGUCUUCCGGUAUGAGGAGCCCAACCCAAUGACGCGGUGGGAUUCACCUCUGUUCCUCCUCGCUUGGGACGAUGACGAGGCGCAGACAAGGCAGGUGUUUGACAAGAUCUGGGACGCGAUUGCUGGCGAGGGGAGGAAGCCUAUCAAACCGAACCAAUCGACCGUUCAGCGUGACAAGGAUCCGGGAGGGGAUUAUCUUUAUGUGCUGGAGCGAGAAACGCAGGAUAUUGUAAAGAAGAUUUUGGAGAGGCAGGGUGAUGAGGGAGGGGGGACAGUUGUGCUGCCGAGGAUCAAUGGUGGUGGUGCUAAUGGUGAGGGAGAGGGUGAGCUUGUGGUUCAGCUGCCGAAUAAGAAGGUUGGAUUGCCACAGCUGCAGAGGUAUAGGAGGGCGUUCGUGGCGUUGAACAGGGGUGGGAUUGGACUGGAGUUAGUGGGAAAGUUGGCUGCGGGAAGGAUACGGGAGAGCUUUGUUGGGUAUUUGAAUGAUGCGUUUGAGAAGGACGGGUAA